UCGGGUGUGUGCGUGUGCAAAAUAUUAAAGUUGGUUGAAAAAAUUUGUUUGCUUUAGUUUUUGGGUAAUAAAACCGAUUCCACAAAACUAAAAAUGUACUUUCAACCAAAGAACGGUUCGAAAUCGUGCAAUAAAAAAUGUAAGUCAUCUGCAUCUAAAAAACAGUGCAGACAAUAAAAAACAAAUUCAACGCAUACGAAGUAUUUAUAUUUUUAUUCAUGAGUGAAAGGUGCAUCAAGUCACUUAUUGAGUGUGCAUUACGAUAAGUAUUAGUGCAAACAAUUUCAAAUGUAGUAAAAAUCCAAAAAAAACAUAUUAAUAUAAUCAAAAUUAGCCUAAAAGCGCAAAGGAAUCACUGUGAAGAAUAUUUGUAAACGGCAGCAAACCCCUUUGGCCACAAUGAAGUCGAGGGAAAGUACUGGAGACGCAGCGUUUUACUACGCUAUUGUGCUAACAGUGAACGUAACAUUGACGGCAAUGGUGCUAAUGGCGGCGUGUCUCUGGUGCAGGCGACAACCUACAAAGGACGAACUGGGAGGAUUAGAAGGAAUGGUCAAAAUGACUAACCCAGAUGACAUAAUCGAAGUUAAGGUGUUAGCAAGUAGUGAAUCGCAAACGGACUUAAAUACUUCUGCUGUUUCAACCACCGAUUCAGAAAAACGAGCAAGUACUGCAGCUCAUCGAAGUCUACCAGAUAUACCAAUAGUAGAAGGUAAUGGCGAUAACGGAUCCGAACUCUAUGAGACUGUGGCGGAUAAGAAUCAUUUGGUUGAGGAAAACGACCAAAACCAUAGUCCUGCACCGAGUUUGAAGAAACAAAUAAGCGUGUCUCAACACAGUUCCAUAAGCCAAGCAGAUGACAUUAGUUCACCCUAUUCAAGGGUUAGGAAUCCACCCCAUGACUAUGCUAAAGUGCGCAAUGCGGAACACCCCUAUGCGCAGGUAAACCCUCCGUCAACUUCCGCAGCAGCCGCUGCAGCUGCCAUAGUAGCUGCUGGUAAUAGUAAUAAUAACUCCAUUCACAGUAGUCAGCCUCCUCAGCUAAAUGGCACAGUUUCGCGUAACUCAAAUCACAGCAGUGCUUCACAAAAUCUUAACGAUUCAAUAUCGCACGCUGAAAUUCCCGCUGCCUCGGCUAUCGCAGGCAUGAUCUCAGCGAGUCAAGAUCUUCCUUAUAUGACACCGCCCAUAAUAGGUCAACACUUUAGUGGUGAUUCCCAAGAUUCUUCAAAAGGUUACACUAGUAUUAGCGUUCGAGAGCCUCUAGCCAAUAUUCUAGCUCAGCAACCUCCGAAACAAUCGCAGCGAGUAGCAGCUUUGACCCGUGAAACAAAUGAUUCGCACUAUGCGACUGUGUCUGACGAUUCAGAUGAAACUUAUGCUGCAAUCGAAGAUCCGAAUAUUCGCAGCAAUCCAAAUGUCCUGACUGACAUUUACACAAGCGGCUCGGAGACGUACGCACAAAUCCAGCCCAUGCAAACUAACUCUAUGGUGGUAUCAGUGGAAAUCAAUAACAUUAGCAAUAACACAAAUCCGAUUUCUAAUAAGGCGCUUGCUAACAAUGCACAAUCAACAGAUAAUACAGCGAUUGUAGCGUCCGCAUCAAACCACCAUAAUCAACAAACCACAUUUGGUAGUCAGAGUCAUUCUAGGCCUAUUUCUGAACACGUUACCCCGAUACCACCACCUAUAGACAGCUUACGCACACAAAAGCACUCCAGACAGGCGUCCUCGUCAUCAAACAACAGUUCUUCGAUCUGUACAUUAGGUUCACCAAAACCAGAAAAACGCCAAGCCAACUCUCCGCUACCACCAACUCCCAAAUCGAACAUUACCUCGGGUCGAAGUUCGGUUAUAUCUGUCAUUGAAUGUAGCGGCGGUACUGGAGAAUUAAAUUUAAGUGGAAUUUUAACAGCGGUGUCGAAUACAGCAGUCCCCGCUUCAACCGCAUCAACUAAUGCAGUCGACAGCUCACCGCAAAAAAAUAAAACCAAAAGUCUAAGUCCGUCCAAAGACAUCGAAGGAAUGUACGCUAAGGUGAUGAAGAAGAACAAAUUGUCGCAUCACUCAACUUCCUCUCAAAACAGCUCUCCUGUAAUGGCCCGCAAAAGUGGUGAUCUCCUCGAAAUUAGUCCACUAGACAUGGCUGCAGCAGAGCUAAUGGAAUUGAAUCGUGCUAAUGUAUUUUCGAUUCAAAAUGCCUCCGUCGAUAAAAGUCGCAUCCGCAGCAACAGUUAUGGUGCCAAGGAUCAUGGGUAUGAAACAAUACCUGCGGAUGGAUUACAUCGAUCAUCAGCUUUAGAAAAUCGUAAAUCGGAUUGUUAUAGCAGUAUAUUGCAUAAAGAACGACCAAAAGAGAUGUUGCAAUUAACAAAUCCGCCUUCAGCAAAAAUAAAACCACCGAUAGAGUCAGACCUAAGUAGUGACAAACAUUAUGAGACUAUUGCCGUGCCGCUUGAUACAACGAACAACAGUGAUCCCGGCUAUGAAACCUUACAGAAGCCGGCUAAACUAAAUCAUUCCGAAAUAGAUAACGGUAAGAAAUUUUCUGACUAUGAUCCCAAUUACGAAGUGCUUGAAGGACCGAAGUCUACUGGUCUCUCCGAUGACGGCUAUGCUAAAAUUAACGAGAGAAAGUCCUUGGCUGUCGAUGAAGAUUCUACAGAUGGCUAUAGCAAAGUUAAAGGUGAAGAAAACGAAGAAGGAGCCACAGGUGGUUACAGCAUAAUUGCAACCGAUGCCAAUCACAACUAUGCCAGCAUCGCCGAAUCGAAAGCAGAAAUAAUUGGCGCCACCCCAGAUACCGAAGAUUCCGAUCACUAUGCUCGCAUUGCUGAAGCACCGCGAAUACCGCAAUCAGCGUCUGAACUGCCACUCAGUAAUAACCUGCAUUCGCCAACGGGAACACUUGCUCAAAGCGUGAGUGUUAUUUCUAGUGGCACACAUGAUACUCUAGCGAUCACCUCACCUACAUCGGUCAACUCAUCCUCAUUGCUAGCCAACAGCUCCACUUUGUCAUCCACCAACGUGCUAACCGGCAGCGGUAGUGGCAGCACAGCCAGCACGAUGAGUUCACGACAAACUCCAUCGACAUCUUCGCAAUAUGAAUCACUUACUGGCAGCGAAGCAGAUCCAAAUUACGAAACCGUCUGCUAUACAAAUACAGAAAAUGAAAACCCAUACGAGAGGCUACAGACCGAAUAUUCCGAUACACAGCUGAGCAGCAGUAGUCCCCUGACGCCAGACGAGCUGCGUACACGAACACACAAUGCCACUGCAGGAAUAAUCGAUGUCGGCAGUGCAAGCGCCUCAUCAACAACAACAACAAACUCUGAAAAGACAGUGUUGUUAAAGUCAACAGCGAAUGGGCUUACGCCAAAAACAGGACAUGAGAGACCAUCAGCAAAAGUGCAAAGUACCAGUGAACUGAAUUCCACAGAUGUAAUAGUCGAUGAUUACUUUCAAGUUUAAUAUUUUAAUUAGGGAUUACUUGAGCUGAGAGCAAAUAUUUGGUAGUAACAAAUAAAUAUGUUGUAAUUUUUAUUA
This is a messenger RNA of Bactrocera latifrons, 3546 nucleotides long. RefSeq lists its product as uncharacterized. The record is from RefSeq and is a predicted model, not a curated record. Lineage: Eukaryota; Metazoa; Arthropoda; Insecta; Diptera; Tephritidae. The transcript has 9 exons. Bases 400 to 3471 code for a protein of 1023 amino acids.